Messenger RNA from Anguilla rostrata (American eel), 1795 nucleotides. RefSeq names its product caytaxin-like. The transcript has 12 exons. Gene Ontology annotation, biological process: apoptotic process. Bases 342 to 1385 code for a protein of 347 amino acids. The record is from RefSeq and is a predicted model, not a curated record. Lineage: Eukaryota; Metazoa; Chordata; Actinopteri; Anguilliformes; Anguillidae. Gene Ontology annotation, cellular component: cytoplasm.
ACUCCGGGAACACCCCUGCUGGGGGACAGAAGGUGCGCCGGACGGAAUAGAGCCAAGACGAGAGGGAGGAGCGAGUGCUGCACACAGCAACGCCGGCGUUAGACGGGGGGUCUGCUGAACCCCACCCCUGGACCCCGGAACCCCCGACCCACAGCGCCAGGGACAGGAGGAACAGGAACCCUGACCCACAGUGCCAGGGACAGGAGGAACAGGAACCCUGACCCACAGUGCCAGGGACAGGAGGAACAGGAGGAACAGGAGGAAGAGAACACUGAAAGGAGGACACGGCCCAGCAGUGGAAUACAAAGGGAAGCCGUCGCCCCAACACUGACCCUGGAAAGAUGGGUGCCACAGAAGCCACUCUGAGGAUGGAGAACAUGGAGGUGAAAGAUGAGUGGCAGGAUGAAGACUUCCCCAGGCCUCUGCCAGAAGAGGGCGAUAUGGAGUCGUCCUGCAGCCUCAUGGGAGGUGGGGCCUCUCCGCCCACAUCCUUGAACGUUGAUGGAGGGGGAGGGGCUGGGGGCCCUGCCAAUCGGAAGAGGCGUACACUGGUUGCCCCGGAGAUGAACCUGUCUCUUGACCAGAGUGAUGGGUCCCUGGACACGCCCGAUGACCUGGACAUCAAUGUGGACGACAUGGAGACCCCUGAUGACACUGACUCACUGGAGUUCAUCACCAAUGGCAACGACCUGGAGUGGGAAGACGACACCCCCGUCACUGCGGCGAGGGCUGCCCCUGGCGAGGGGGCGGGGCCAGCGGGAGAGGGCGGAGACGGCGUGGAGCGGCUCUGGCGGACGGUGAUCAUCGGCGAGCAGGAGAGCCGCAUCGACAUGCAGGUCAUCCGGCCGUACCUGCGCGUGAUCACGCACGGAGGUUACUAUGGAGACGAGCUGAACGCCAUCAUCGUGUUCUCAGCCUGUUACCUACCUGACAGCAGCUAUGCUGAGUACCAUUACAUCAUGGAGAACCUCUUCCUGUAUGUGAUCAGCAGUCUGGAGCUGCUGGUGGCUGAGGAUUACAUGAUCAUCUACAUGAACGGAGCCACGCCCCGAAGGAGGAUGCCUGGGAUUGGCUGGCUGAAGAAGUGCUACCAAAUGAUUGACAGGAGGCUGAGGAAGAACCUGAGGGCCAUGAUCAUUGCUCACCCCUCCUGGUUCAUCCGCACUGUGCUGGCCGUCUCCAGACCCUUCAUCAGCGAAAAAUUUAUGAACAAAAUCCGCUACGCGCACAGCCUGGAGGAGCUGGCUGAAAUGGUCCCCAUGGAGCACGUGCAGAUCCCCGAUUGCGUCCUGCAGUAUGAUGAAGACAGAAUUAAGGCUCAGAAGGAAAGGAUGGAACAGGAACAGCAGCAGCCCAAGGCCCCCACAGAAGGGAACUGUGACUGAGGGGAGGACGGAUCUCCACCGGCGAGUUAGCACCCCAUUUAAGCCCCCGUCCAGCUCGGGGUACCCCGCCGCGUGAAGCUCAUUUGGGCGGGGCACCUCGUUUCCCUGACAACGACUGUCCUGUGAGACGCAUGGAGGAGGAGUUUCUCAUAUGCCCCCACCCCCUGAAAUCUCUGCGCUUUUACUGGAGUAAGAGCAGCUCCCCCCCCCCCAGAAAUCUCUGCGCUUUUACUGGAGUAAGAGCAGGCCUGUGAGGAGGACUGUGUUACUCCGCUGUGCUGUUUUCACAGAGACUCCUGGUGCGUCUUCACACUGUCCCAUAAUGCAUCACCCUCCGGCCGGCUACCACGGCAACAGCUAGCGGUCUUUUACUCUCGAUUUUUAAACGGCCGCUGAAGGUCCUGUCAGUU